UUUUGUGUCAAAUGCCGAAAACGCCAGAUGAGCAACUAAACGCCCGAUGACUGGAAUAUUUCCCCGGACUGCUAAAACAGACAGGGCUGUUUGUGGGAACAAAAACAAACGGAGCUAACGGUCGUAACGUGUUACCAUGUUAGCAGCAGCAGCAGCAGCAGGACGGCAGGUGCAUCGUCUGAGACAUUAGCCUCAUCUUGUGUGAGCUUCUGAAGCUCUGGGUAAAUCAGUGUUUCAUCUUUUUACGAAGACAACAUAACGUCGCAAGUGCCCGCAUUGUCAACCUCACCCCUCUGACUUCACAGUCUAAAAACUGGCAUGGCCUCGGCCCAGUCAGAACAGUCAAGCGUCCUGCAAGAGGAGCUCACCUGCCCGGUGUGCCUGGACCUGUACCGUGACCCUUACUUGCUUCCCUGUGGCCACAACUUCUGCAAGACCUGCCUGGACCGCCUAAAGCGGCAAGCUGAUAGAGGUCGCUUUCGCUGCCCAGAGUGCCGCGACAGCCACCGGUGUGGCAUCAACUUUCAGAAAAACUUCAAACUAGCCAAUAUUUCUGAUGACUACCGUCACCGGCGCAGAGCUACCACUGCAGCAGCUACAGCUUUAAAAUCCAGAGAACUGCUGUCGUGUUCUCUAGCAGCGCAGCCAGCCAGGAGUGUGUUUGCAGUUCCGUGUGACUACUGCCCCUCAGUCGCUGCCGAGGCGUCGGGCUCCAGUUCUGCUGGGGACGGGUCCUCCGCUGCCUCCGUUUCUCAGGAAGAGGGUGGCAAGCAGGAAGCUGCUGGUGCUGCCGCUGCUGCGUCGAUGUUCGCGGUCAAGACGUGCCUGAAGUGUGAGGUGUCGAUGUGCCAGGAGCAUGUAAAGCCACAUCUGGAGCUUCCGGCGUUCCGCGAGCACCCGCUGACAGAACCCAUGAAUGACUUCUGGAAGAGGAAGUGCCCAGAUCAUGAUGAGAUAUACCGGUAUUACUGCAUGGAUGACAAGGUGUGCGUGUGCAACGCCUGCACCAUAGAAGGUGGACACUCUGGACACACAAUCAAGACCCUGAAAAACACGAUGAAAGAUCUCAAGGUCAGUGGUCCUUCUUCGCAUGUCAUCUCUAUGAGUAUCACUUUGUUGGAGAGAAGAAGACCAGGGAUGAAGCCCAGAAGUAUUGCAGAGAGAAAUAUAUUGACCUGGCCACAGUGUCUAACAUGGCAGACAUGAAGAGACUCAUGACACUACAG
Messenger RNA from Micropterus salmoides (largemouth bass), 1226 nucleotides. RefSeq names its product E3 ubiquitin/ISG15 ligase TRIM25-like. The transcript has 4 exons. Lineage: Eukaryota; Metazoa; Chordata; Actinopteri; Centrarchiformes; Centrarchidae. Gene Ontology annotation, molecular function: zinc ion binding. The record is from RefSeq and is a predicted model, not a curated record. Bases 319 to 1206 code for a protein of 295 amino acids.